GUUUUGGGGGACCGACGGUUACUUUCCCCUCCGUUUCCAUCUCUUCCCCAGCCACCUGGAUAACCACUCGCUCUGGGAGCCGAAGAUCUUUGCCACUUGCUGCUUCAGGAUCAUCAUGUACUCGAUCCAGCCGCAGCACUCCCACCUCGUGAUCCAGCAGCUCCUGGGGCACCUGGACGCCAACAGCAAGAGCGCGGCCACCGUGCGCGCGGGCAUCGUGGAGGUGCUCUCGGAGGCAGCGGUGAUCGCAGCCUCCGGAUCUGUCGGCCCCACGGUGCUGGAGGUUUUCAACACCCUGCUGAGGCAGCUGCGGCUCAGCAUCGACUACGCGCUCACGGGGAGCUACGACUGCGCCGCCGGCGUCAGCACCAAGAUCAUCAAGGAGCACGAGGAGAGGAUGUUCCAGGAGGCCGUCAUUAAAACCAUAGGGUCCUUCGCCAGCACGCUGCCCACCUACCAGCAGUCUGAGGUGAUGGUCUUCAUCAUGAACAAGGUGCCGCUGCCCUCCUCGCAGCCGUCCCUCGAGACUGGCAAAGCCGGGGAGAACCGGAAUCGGCUGACACAGAUAAUGCUCCUGAAGUCCCUCCUCCAGGUCUCUGUGGGCUUCCAGUGCAGUAACAUGCUGACAGCUCUUCCCAGCGUCUUCCUGGACAGGCUGCUCUCCGCAGCCCUCAUGGAGGAUGCUGAGAUCCGCCUCUUUGUCCUCGAGAUCCUCAUCAGCUUCAUCGAUCGUCACGGGAACCGCCAGAAAUUCUCCACCAUCAGCACCAUCAGUGACAUCUCGGUCCUGAAGCUGAAAGUGGACAAAUGCUCACGCCAAGAUACUGUCUUCAUGAAGAAGCAUGGCCAGCAGCUCUACCGGCACAUCUACCUGAUCUGCAAGGAGGAGAGCAACGUGCAGGCUCACUACGAAGCUCUCUACAGCAUGCUGAUGCUCAUCAGCAUCGAGCUGGCUAACGAGGAGGUCGUGGUGGACCUCAUCCGCCUGGUGCUGGCAGUGCAGGAGAUUGCCCAGAUCAACGAGGACAACUUGACGGCGUACAACCGCUGCGCGCUCUUCGCCCUCGGUGCGGCUUACCUGAACCUCAUCAGCCAGCUCAUCACUGUGCCCACCUUCUGCCAGCACAUCCACGAG
This is a messenger RNA of Apaloderma vittatum (bar-tailed trogon), 1135 nucleotides long. RefSeq names its product EFR3 homolog B (S. cerevisiae) (gene EFR3B). The transcript has 9 exons. Gene Ontology annotation, biological process: protein localization to plasma membrane. NCBI's taxonomy places the organism in Eukaryota, Metazoa, Chordata, Aves, Trogoniformes, Trogonidae. The record is from RefSeq and is a predicted model, not a curated record. The annotation marks the transcript as partial. Gene Ontology annotation, cellular component: plasma membrane.